AUGGGCGACGAAGGCGGCGGUGCUGGUCGGUCGUGGCGCCGAAAAGGGGACCAAAGGAAAAGUUGUGGCGCCGAUAAGGGAACCAUGGUCGAUCCUCGUGGAGCCGUCCUGGCGUUCAAUGCCGUGGUGUGGACACUGUUCGUCACUUCGGUCACCCGCGGUGCCGGUUUUGACGGAAUAGCGAUGCUGAGGAACUUCAAACUCGAAGCAUGCGAAGAAGCCAUGUUGUACUUGAAAUGCCCGGAGAACACGACCAUCUCCGUGGGGAGCCUGACAUUGCAGCGUGGCGAAACUUGGAAGGAUGAGAACAACAUUGGGUGUCCUCCAUUAGUUUUCGAUGACGUGCAUCCGAACACUUUGGCCGAGGAUAACGUCAGCCGUUGUAGGUUGUCCACGAUGCAGACAAGAAUGCUGAGAACAAUGGCGAGAUUAUGCGAUAAUCACCGGCUUUGCGAGGUGCCGGUUUCUGCAGAGCUCCUGUUGGGCAAGUACGAAGGGGCUCCUUGUCGUGGUCACAUCAAGCGGAUGGAAGUGUUUUUCAAAUGCCGUCCUGCUGUUUACGAAAAGACACGCAUUGUUUGCGAAGAUGAGCCCUUUGAGUUGCAAUGUUUGGGCCGUUCGAGAGUCAUGGUGGUUUCCACAACUUUUGGGAGAAACCCGCUUGGUGCUUCUGUAUGCCCGCAAGACGAGGGCGUACCUGAAGAAGCUUGUGACUCGGACUCGCCAAGCAUGGACAUCUUGACAAAGCUGUGUGACGGGAGAAACAAAUGCGGCCUGAUUGCAGAUCCAGUGGUGUUUGCUGAUCCUUGUGAGAAAAGUUCUCGUCCAUUUCUCACCAUCGUUUACGCAUGCGUCCCUGAACACGUUCUGCUGAAUGCUGAGCCAAUUGCAGAAGAAGGCUUGCAAGAAGAUGAACAUGGGAACAUCAUUGAUCCUGCAACCAAAUCAUCAGUGGAAACAUCAACUGCCAUGAGUGAUGAAACCACAGCUGGGUCUCCAAGACCCUUGCCUACUUUGGUGCUUAACCUUGAAAAAUCAGCGCCUCCAGAGAACGAAACCCGGCGGCAUCUGUACUUCCCUACGGACAUCAUGCCGGAGAACUACACUAACAAUGAUCAAACGAAUAACCUGCGUCGGCACGUUUCGCCAUGGAAUGAUUCGAUUUAUACGCAACUGUGUGAUACUAAUGUGACGAAGGCAAAUCACGUCAUGGGCGUUAUUACCGAGUGGUUGACUGCAUAUCAAUUUAUCUUGAGUGUCGCUCUUUUGAAGUUGCAAGUGACGUACACUGUUCAGCAUUCCGCCUGA
Molecule: messenger RNA, 1308 nt
Organism: Notodromas monacha
Lineage: Eukaryota; Metazoa; Arthropoda; Ostracoda; Podocopida; Cyprididae
Source: the annotation of a GenBank genome assembly